Staurois parvus is the source of this 308-nucleotide messenger RNA. The record is from the annotation of a GenBank genome assembly. NCBI's taxonomy places the organism in Eukaryota, Metazoa, Chordata, Amphibia, Anura, Ranidae.
CCUGUACUAUGUCCGCAGUCUCUGGUCAUCCCCUUUCCGCAGUCUCUGGUCAUCUCCUGUACUAUGUCCGCAGUCUCUGGUCAUCUCCUGUACUAUGUCCACAGUCUCUGGUCAUCUCCGGUACUAUGUCCGCAGUCUCUGGUCAUCUCCUGUACUAUGUCCGCAGUCUCUGGUCAUCUCCUGUACUGUGUCCGCAGUCUCUGGUCAUCUCCUGUACUAUGUCUGCAGUCUCUGGUCAUCUCCUGUACUAUGUCCGCAGUCUCUGGUCAUCUCCUGUACUAUGUCUGCAGUCUCUGAUCAUCUCCUGU